CAGCUGCUGUUUACAUUUGCUUCUGACACAUCCGUGUUCUCUAGCAACCCCUGAUACAGACACCAUGGUGCACCUGAGUGCUGAUGAGAAGGCUGCCGUGGCCAACGUGUGGAGCAAGGUGAACUUGGAAGCUCACGGUGGCGAGGCCCUGGGCAGGCUGCUGGUGGUCUACCCAUGGACCCAGAGGUUCUUUGACGCCUUUGGGGACCUGUCCACUGCCGAUGCUGUUAUGAACAACCCGAAGGUGAAGGCUCAUGGCAAGAAAGUGCUGACUUCCCUCACUGAUGGUGUGCACCACCUGGACAACCUGAAAGGUACUUAUGCCAGUCUGAGUGAGCUGCACUGUGACAAGCUGCACGUGGAUCCGGAGAACUUCAGGCUCCUGGGCAACGUGCUUGUGGUCGUGCUGUCCCGUAAUCUUGGCAAGGAUUUCACCCCAACAGUACAGGCUGCCUUUCAGAAAGUGAUGGCUGGUGUAGCUACCGCCCUGGCCCACAAGUACCACUGAGCUCCCUCCUCUGCCUGCUUUCCACUUCCCAUGAAAGGUUCCUUUUUCUCCCUAGAACAUCAACUAAAUAUGGGGAAAAUGAUGAAGGACCUUAAGCCUCUGGCUUCUGCCUAAUAAAGAACAUUCACUUUCA
Molecule: messenger RNA, 641 nt
Organism: Perognathus longimembris pacificus (Pacific pocket mouse)
Lineage: Eukaryota; Metazoa; Chordata; Mammalia; Rodentia; Heteromyidae
Product: hemoglobin subunit beta-like
Exons: 3
Coding region: 65-508 (147 amino acids)
Biological process (GO): oxygen transport; hydrogen peroxide catabolic process
Cellular component (GO): hemoglobin complex; blood microparticle; haptoglobin-hemoglobin complex
Molecular function (GO): haptoglobin binding; oxygen carrier activity; heme binding
Source: RefSeq, a predicted model, not a curated record